This is a messenger RNA of Aspergillus brunneoviolaceus CBS 621.78, 7846 nucleotides long. Its product is annotated as Beige/BEACH domain protein. Gene Ontology annotation, molecular function: protein binding. Bases 224 to 7744 code for a protein of 2506 amino acids. The transcript has 7 exons. The record is from RefSeq and is a predicted model, not a curated record. NCBI's taxonomy places the organism in Eukaryota, Fungi, Ascomycota, Eurotiomycetes, Eurotiales, Aspergillaceae.
GACCCGUCCUUGCUUCUCAUCCCCUCCAUUCUCCUCUCCUUCUCCGGUCGUCCUAUGAAUCGGCAGGUGUAUGCGUGUGCAAAUUGAUUCUGGUCGGCCACGAACCCGCUACCACACCUACCAAUGCAGACCGUCUUCACCAUCACACUCAGCGAAGGUUUAUGGUGUCUGAUGGUCACUAGCCGUCAGAUAGGGAGCCGGGGUUAAAAUAUUCUGCGGCGCAAUGAGCCAGACUACUUCCCUUCUCUCACCGUCACCUUCCUCGUCUAUCGUACGGCCGGCCGUCGAGUUGACCCCAGUCGUCGAGGAGCUGAGAACUAUCGCCAGUGGGCAUGCGAUCGACUCUCAGCUAGCACUUUCGGCAACCGAAUGUUUGCUCCGUCUCCGCCACACAUUUAUCGAUGACGACCAUCCACGAGAGGCUAAGGAGGACUUUCGACACCUGCAAGGGUUUCAUUGUCUGAUCAACCUCCUCUGGAAGAUUGCGGAGUUAUAUGAUCCAGAACAAGUUUCGCAAGAUCAGAGGAAGUCACUAUUGGCACUCUUCAAGGAUACAUUGGCGGUGUUGGCAGAAGCAUUGAAGGACCAUUAUGGAAACAAGCGACACUUUGCGACUCGGAUCUCUGGAGGAGGACGAGCAACCUUGGAGGACAUAUUCGCGACCAUAGCGAAGAAGGCAGAUGGCGUGCGGGGUGACACAGAGCAAAUUUAUAGCGGAAUUCUGGCAGCGGCUCUUUGCCAGGAGGCGGUCUCUAGUAUCUUCACAACGUUAGAGACAAAAUUGCGAUCGGCCUCCGAACUACUACCUGAUCAGAUCCGGUCAGAAGUGGAUCGAUGCGUAGGACAGUCUGAGACCGUUGAAGUACCUGAAUUGCUGGAACCUUUUAUCCGUGUAUGGCUGCGCCAGACGUCAGCCUCACCGUCUGACCACAACGUCCAGAAACUUGCUGUUCCUGCAUGCCUGUCUCAGCUGGCCUCUCAGUCCCAGCGGAAUAUCACCACAUUACACAAUGCCGGAGCACUGUCUUUGAUUCUUCCUCUCCUUUUCAGUGACGAGCUCUCAGAAUCGGAGAGGCUGUUAUAUCAGGAAUUAGGACAGUUAUUAUGCGCUCAAGGUGUCGGCAAGCUAGACGAUGCAGUGUACCUCUAUAAGAGGGCACAUGACUGCCCCAAAGUUCUACAUUUCCUGGUGGAUGUUCUCAAACGCUCGAAAGGGCCCCCUUUCAUACAGUUUGAUCUGUCAUUGCAUGGCUUCUGCUCGAUAGAGUUCUCUACCAUGGGUCGCUCGUUCCCCCCGGCAACUUCGUCUGGUUACACUUUGUCAGUAUGGGCGCGUUUCGAUCAAUUUGACUCGAACACACACACCACAAUAUUUGGGGCAUUUGACCCCACGCAGACCUGCUUCUUGCUGGCCUAUCUUGAAAAGGAUACGCGUAACUUCAUCCUGCAGACUUCAAUCAGGGGAGCACGGCCUAGUGUCCGAUUCAAAUCCAUUGCUUUCGAGCCUAACCGAUGGUACCAUAUUUGUGUGGUUCACAAGAAGCCUAGACCACCGUCGUACUCUCGUGCCUCCUUGUUCAUCGAUGGCGAGUUUGUGGAACAGCUGAAGAUAGAAUAUCCGUGCAUGCCUGUCGCAAGUUCCCCAAAUCGGUCGCCACGGGUCCAGGCAUUUCUGGGCACACCUCAGGAUCUAGCAAUGAGGCUGGGAAGAGGGGUAUCUUCCUCUCGAUGGUCUCUGGCUAGUGCUAUUCUCUUCGAAGAAGCUUACAGCGAUGACCUGAUUUCUGUCUUCUAUAAUCUUGGGCCCCGCUAUUACGGCAACUUUCAGGACUGUCUUGGCUCCUUCCAGACCUACAAGGCCUCGGCCUCCUUGAAUUUACGCAACGAGCACUUGCAUCCUGGUAAAGAAGAGCAAUCAGAUAUUGUCACCGCUAUCCGGAAACGCGCUAGUACCCUCAUCCAAGAGAGCUCCAUUAUCAUCAACGUCUCUCCGCUGUCUGUCUUGGACGAUGAUGAUAGCAAUACCGUCGAUGAAACCCGGUUGCUCAAGUCAUUGUCUAAACAAGCCGCACGGAAUCUGCAUCAGAUGACAAAAGCAGGUGGGAAUGCAGUAGCGGUAAAUGGUGCUACUCCUGCUAUAAACGAUGCAUUGACUCAACCCCAUGGCGUGGGUGUGUUGACAGGCGACCCUGUUGUUGCAGUACCACACUCUUUGGACGAUGCAAGUUGGUGUAUUGGCGGCUGCGCGGCGAUACAUCUGAGCCUUCUCCAUGCAGCCGGUACUACGGAAGCAACCCUUUUGGCGGUUGAGGCUAUCUACGAGGCUGUUCAGGACAAUUGGCGUAACAGUGAAGCAAUGGAGAAAGAAAAUGGUUAUGGUAUACUUGCAGCGCUGCUGCGCGAAAAGCUUGUGGUUACUUCUGGGGGGUCCGCAAAGUCAUCGACUGUCUGCUUCAGUCAGGAGGAGCGAUCCGCGUUGACCCUGGAACUUCUUCGUCUGACACUGAAGUUUGUUGGGUACGACUUUGAACAGACCGACCGGUCCAUGAUCACAAAUCCUCUCGCAUACAGAGUGCUGCUUGUCGACCUGGAGAUCUGGAGGUUCGGCGAUAUUCAAUUACUUGAACUCUACUAUGCCCAGUUCCGUGUCUUCGCCAGCGAAAGCCAGUUUCGUCGUUUUAAUGCGAAACGACUUGCUAGAAUGCGUGUCAACAAGAAAUUGCUCGAAGCCCUUAAGGGGGAGGAUUUUACCCACGAAGCAUUGGCCCUUUUCAUUCCUGCCUUUCAAUCUCUGAUGGAGAGCUGCUUAUCAGCAGAUCUGCUUCGCUCACUAGCUCUGUUUAUCACUUAUGCCAUACACAAGCCUCGGGAACCCAUGAGGCUUCAGAAAAAGAGGAGCAUGCGCUUUAAUACGGGCGUGCGGCAACAGCAGGUCCUCAAUAACAAUGUGGCAUACGUGCCUAGCCCUACAAUCGCCGCAGAAAUGCUUCGCAUGUACUGUUCUAUGCUCUGCAACGCAAAUGACCUUGGUCCAAUCAGGAAAUUUGCUAGGGCUGUGACAAACAAGUGGUUGUUGUACCUCUUGUGCGAGGACGACCCUGAGAUCGUGGUGUCGGCGCUCCGAAUUAUCGCUCGCCUCCUUAUCACUCAUGGAGGUAGUUACUGUAAAAAGUUCACCGAUAAGACAGGGGGCUACGUUCUCAUGCGCCAUUACUUGAAGAGAUGGUGGCACAUACCUGCCAUCUGGUCACUUUGCUUUGCCAUAUUCUUUGGUCAAGACGUCGGCAAAAUGAACAUUGAUAGAUCAUUUGACAAAGACGGCUUAAUGGAAACGUUUUCAGCGGGCACUCCAUUGCAAAUAACGUUUCCUGAGAUAUUUCCUGUCAUUACUGAGUUGAUGCAGAUCUCCAUGGAGCAAACAGUGUCCGCAGACAGCUCUUCGGGACCAAGCACAAAGUCUGGCGAAGGGCCUGAGAACGGUUUGACAAACACGACCCGCCCCUCGGUGUUGGCCCAUAAGAGUGCAACUACCACAGCUGAGAAGAUCCUGCUUCUGAAAGCCGUUAUUGAUUUUCUUUCGAAUCUUCAAGAGAAAUCACAGAACUUUCGUGAUUUCACAACACAACCGGAAUAUGCUCGAUGUCUACUAUUGGCGCUGUUUCCAGUGGUGACUGGUUCAGCCCCGGAAAGCGCAGAUGUUGAAAUACAUCCUCGUGCAAAUAGCCUUGGCUUCGGCGACCAUAAUCUAGUCAUGCGUCCACGCUCUAGAGGUGUCAGCGAGCUACGGACAACAACGGUGGAGCAACCAGGGAGCCGCGAUGGUCUUGGUAGGUCACUCGGCCGAACAUCGUCCUUCAUUCUUGUUUCAUCCGACAAGGGCAAACACAUGCCGUCUUCUGCACGUAUAGCCCACGCGUGCAGCCCGAAGGAAAUUGAACUUAAAGGCGUCAUGGAGCAUUCCUCGGUCAUCGGUGUGCUCGAUUUGAUCAUUCCGGUUUUCUUUGCGCAGAUCAUGGAGAAGAAAGACUUCUCUGGUCUUGGUAUAUACUCGAAGUCCCCUCCUGGGUCCACCGAGCAUCGAGCACACUUCAAUUCUUGGGUGAUGGCACAUCUUCUUUCUACUCUCAAGAAACAUUUUGUUACGAGGCCCGAAGAUUUGGCCGAGCCGCGCGUUCUAACAAACAUCGCCCGGUUCGUGACACAUCUCGGAGAAGCAGUCUUCGAAGGUUGGUUUAUCGAUGGAAUAAUCACGACUCUUGAGUUCGCAGGGACGAUCUUAGAGUACCUCCAAAGGCCCGAUGUCUCUCGCAUGAAGACCAUCAGGCUAUGUAGCCAGGCGGUUACGACGAUCCGAACGAUUGUUUUUCGCCUAGUCAUUCUUGGGCUAUCCGAAGCCGAAGGUCCAGAUGCACUGAUCUUUUUGAACCACCUGUCUUACUGGCAAGUCGUGCUCUUGUCUGGCGACGCUCGCUCAGACUAUUUGCAAUUGCUAUGCUAUCUGCUUUACACCAAGUUAGACGAUCGAGACGAAAGAGUACGCCAAGCUGUGGCUGGGCUCUUCAGGAUCUUGCUUGUCCAAAAGCCCACUGAUAUGGCUACAAUUCUAAGUCACGCUUCGACCAAUUUGCAGAAGCGGCUUGCUGCAGGCUUUGAGACCGUGGUGGGGAUGGACGAUUCCGAACUUCUGCAGUGGUUCGAUGACCAGAAGGAGGAUCUUCAGUCGGUUUUCUUCGGUGUCAUUUCAAAGCAAUGGGAAGAAUUCGCUCAAGAAGAAAACACAAACAUUGACAGUACUUGGCGGACGCGGGUAGCCAGACGUCAAGACCGGUUGAAGCAGUGGAAACAAGCGGAAGUUCUCGGCGAUGAUGUUACACGCAAACAUGAGGCAACUUUUCCUCAUUGGGCUUCGAACAUCUCAGCGUCCGAAUUUCUGAAGUCUCAACGAGCACUUCAAGAUCAGCAAGACGAUAGUGCAUUCAUGUGGUCAGCCUUCUCCAAGCUAACUAUGGAUCUACGGCGGUAUGGCGGCCUUUUAAGCGAGGACCGGGAGAAGAGAUGGCGUCUCGACCAGACGGAAGGACGUAGUCGCAUGCGACUUCGCCUGAUUCCAGAUGACUCGAGUGAGAGACAGGAUUAUCAGCCCAAGCGGAAAGCAUCGGAGCCGCCAGCUAUCAGAUUAGACACACAGGUUCAGCCGUCUCCUGGCGCCGAGGCACUCGACCUCACUCCCAUGGCUGCGAACAAUGAGGCUGCGGAUGGCAACGUUCAAAGCAUUGGUCCAGAUGGUAGAAACAUGCUGGAAGAAAGCUUUGAGAUGAUCGACGACCCCAAAGCCGAUUUGGAAGACUACGAGGAUAAGAACCGCAAGGUCAUGCGGAGUUUACAUCGCGGAGAUCAAGUGGAAGGCGUGUGCAACAUGUCCCGGAUCAUCGGUCUGGAGGCAUUUGAGGGCCUUUUGAUCCAAGGUAAAGAUCAUAUCUACAUUUUAGACAACUUCUUCCAGAGGUCCGACGGUGAGAUUGUGAACGUCUGGCAAGCGCCAACGGAUGAGCGCGACCCUUACGUCCGCAUGAUCGCCGGCCGAGAAUCAAUGGAACGCAAAGCGCAAGAUCACGAAACGCGAAGCUGGAAAUGGUCUGAUUUAAUCAGCGUUUCCAAGAGGAGAUUCCUGUUCCGUGAUGUCGCCUUGGAGAUUUUCUUCUCAGAUGGCACCAGCUACCUUUUGACACUCAUCUCGUCGCGAGCUCGGGACAGUCUCUUUAGUCAACUCGCCGCCAAAGCUCCUCAGGUUACCGGUAGUGUCGGUCACGCACGCCCUGAGGAUGCUUGGAGAUUCGAAACCCUCAGAAGUCAAGAGGAUGCACCACAAACACUCGGUUCGAAGUUCGCUAGUGUCUUCGGACAUUCCCCGGUUUAUCCAGCAACGCGCAAGUGGGCGAAGGGGGAGAUUUCCAACUUCCAUUACCUGAUGCUAAUAAACACACUAGCCGGGAGAACGUUCAACGAUCUCACGCAAUACCCAGUGUUCCCUUGGGUGCUCGCGGAUUACACCAGUGAGGAACUGGACUUAACCAAUCCCCUAACGUUCCGCGACCUUUCCAAACCCAUGGGGUGUCAGACAUCAGAACGCGAAGCGGACUUCAGGGAGCGGUACAAGGCCUUUGCUGAGAUGGCAGACGAGAAUUCGCCGCCGUUCCACUACGGCACUCAUUACUCUUCCGCCAUGAUCGUCAGCUCCUACCUCAUCCGACUGCAGCCAUUCGUCAAGUCGUAUCUGCUGCUCCAAGGGGGUACAUUUGAUCAUGCUGACCGCUUAUUCUAUUCAAUAGGAAAAGCUUGGGAGUCUGCUUCACGCGGUAACAUGUCCGAUGUGCGAGAGCUCAUUCCAGAGUUCUUCUACCUUCCGGAGUUCCUCACCAACUCAAACAAGUUUGAUUUCGGAUUUCUUCAGAAUAUGACAACUGCCAUUGACUCGGUGGAAUUGCCCCCGUGGGCGAAGGGUGACCCUAAGAUCUUCAUUGCAAAGCAUCGAGAAGCUCUCGAAAGCCCCUACGUCACGCAGAACCUACACCAUUGGAUCGACCUGGUGUUUGGCUGCAAGCAGAAGGGCGAGGCUGCAGUCGAGGCAGUGAAUGUCUUUCACCACCUCUCCUAUCAAGGCGCCAAAGACAUCGAUGCCAUUGAAGACCCUGUCGAACGACUCGCUACCAUCGGGAUCAUUCAUAACUUUGGCCAAACACCUCAUCAGAUCUUCAGCCGACCACAUCCACAGAGAGAAGAUCCAGGCCAGAAGACGUCACGGUUGGACCGAUUGGCCGAGUCGCUGACUCAGCUCCCUCUUGCUCUUCUUGAUAUCGGCGAGCAGGUCUCUUCAUUAUCGAUGAGGCAAGACCGACUACUAUGCGCGGCUGCUCUACGGUUGAAUAUCCCUCCCAGCUACGACAAAUACAUGGAAUGGGGCUUCUUUGAUGGCAGCGUCAGGUUCUACUCUGCCGAUCACCGCAAGCUUCUUGGCCAUUUCGAGCACAUCCAUGCGGGCCAGCUGUCGUGCGCAUUGUUCGCCGACUCUAGGACGUUGGUGACGGCAGGAACAGACUGCACCGUCUCGAUCUGGACUUUCACCUCGUCGGCCAAAAGUGUAGACCUACAGCCAUCCGGGUCAUUGUUCGGGCAUCGUUCUCCGGUCACCGUACUUGCGGUGUCCUGGUCAUUCAGUGCGCUUCUGUCAGCCUCGACUGAUGGGCAGAUCAUGCUAUGGGAUCUCAACCGGCAGUGUUUUGUUCGAGAGCUGCCGGCAAACGGACCUGUUGAUUGUGCUAAAAUCAACGACGUUACCGGCGAGAUCAUGAUAUGCCGGGGCGAUCGUCUCAGUCUGUACAGUCUCAAUGGAGCCUUGUUACUUGAGCAGGUGGUAGGCGACUCUGCUGACGACCAAGUCAUGACUUGCGUCUUCUACGAGGGAGUCAACAAUAUGUGGCAAGAGCGGGAGCUGCUGUUCACGGGGCAUAAACGGGGUGUUGUCAAUAUCUGGAGCAAAAUCGUCCAUCAUGGACGGUUUGAGUUGGAGCUCAUUAGACAGCUACAUCAUGUGGACAACCUCCGUGACAACGGCGCCAACAUCUCGGCAGGUAUCACCAGCAUCCUUGCUUUACCGCAUGUUGUCUAUACCGGUGAUGAGGUUGGUAGAGUGGUGAGUACACACGGAUGUGAUGCGAAGGUCGAUCGUAUGCUGAUUUAUGAUUAGUAUGAAUGGAGCUGUGUUCAACGCCGAUGAUGAGGUUGUGAAAGAAACUCGAUACGCAUUUGGUCGUUGCUAGAAGACUUCAAGGAAAUUUCUAGACGUGCU